Messenger RNA from Macroventuria anomochaeta, 778 nucleotides. RefSeq lists its product as uncharacterized. The transcript is spliced from 3 exons. Lineage: Eukaryota; Fungi; Ascomycota; Dothideomycetes; Pleosporales; Didymellaceae. Gene Ontology annotation, biological process: ribosomal large subunit assembly; cytoplasmic translation. The coding region runs from base 25 to 585 and encodes 186 amino acids. Gene Ontology annotation, molecular function: RNA binding; structural constituent of ribosome. Gene Ontology annotation, cellular component: cytosolic large ribosomal subunit; ribosome. The record is from RefSeq and is a predicted model, not a curated record.
GUUCCAAAUAAUCUACAAUUCACAAUGUCUACUGCUGCUGGCGAACAGAAGGCCUCGCGCUACUACCCUGCGGAGGAGGAGUCGCAGAUGAAGAAGGCGCGCAAGACCGCCCACCCCACCAAAUACCGCGACUCCCUCAAGCCCGGCACAAUCCUGAUCCUCCUCUCCGGUCGCUUCUCCGGCAAGCGUGUCGUCCUCCUGCGCCAGCUUUCGCAAGGCGUCCUCCUCAUCACCGGCCCCUUCAAGUCUAACGGCGUCCCCCUGCGCCGCGUGAACCACCGCUACGUAAUCGCAACCGGCGCCUCCGUUGAUGUUUCGAACCUCGACACCGAAGUCCUGGACCGUGUGAGCAAGGACGAGUACUGGGCGCGCGAGAAGAAGGAGGGCAAGGGCGAGGACGCUUUCUUCGAGCAGGGCGAGACCACACCCCAGAAGAAGGACACCGAUCCCCAGCGCAUUGAAGACCAGAAGAAGGUUGACAAGGCGCUGAUUGCGACGAUCAAGCAGCAGCCGGAUCUUGAGGCGUACUUGGGUGCCAGCUUCAGCUUGAGGAGUGGCCAGCACCCGCACGAGAUGGUCUUUUAGGCGUACGAAGAGAUGGGAAGAGGAGGAAGAACCAGCGACAAGAUCGAUGAUGGUAUUCGAGAUGCGGGCACGGGAGACGCGACACGAUUAUUAACAGCGGACGGACGCCCUACUUGAAGAGGCGAUGCUGUAGCAUCAUAUACGAUUCAUUACCUAGAUGAUACCCACGAGCAAAAAAUAAGUACAAUCGAAG